Bubalus bubalis (water buffalo) is the source of this 5813-nucleotide messenger RNA. It is a transcript of the gene DPY19L4, whose product is annotated as dpy-19 like 4. Gene Ontology annotation, molecular function: mannosyltransferase activity. Gene Ontology annotation, cellular component: nuclear inner membrane. The record is from RefSeq and is a predicted model, not a curated record. The transcript is spliced from 19 exons. The coding region runs from base 382 to 2391 and encodes 669 amino acids. Lineage: Eukaryota; Metazoa; Chordata; Mammalia; Artiodactyla; Bovidae.
CGGGUGGCCGCGGCUGUCCGGCGGGAAGGAGCGGGACCGCGGCGAGGGGGGCGGGAGGCGUGCGGAGACAUUGAGAGGGAGUGGAGUGGACGGCCUGAAGUCGUGCCGGCUCGAGUGGGAGGCAGAAGUGGAGCUUGAAGUUGGAAAUCGGGUCGCGGGAGAGAACGCCGAGGGGGGAGUGGCUGAGAGGAAGGGCCCGGAGCUGCUGGACCAACUAUAGAACUGCGCCAAAGAAAAAAGCCAAAGUCUUCAGAAAAUAAAGAAUCUGCCAAAGAAGAAAAUAUCAGUGACACUCCAGUUCCUGAAAGAGCUCCAAAAUAUAUAUUAUUUCAGCGCUUUGCAAAGAUAUUCAUUGGCUGUCUUGCAGCAGUUACUAGUGGUAUGAUGUAUGCUCUCUAUUUAUCAGCGUAUCAUGAACGGAAAUUCUGGUUUUCAAACAGGCAGGAGCUUGAACGGGAAAUCACAUUUCAGGGUGAUAGUGCCAUUUAUUACUCUUACUAUAAAGAUAUGUUAAAAGCACCUUCAUUUGAAAGAGGUGUGUAUGAACUGACGCACAAUAACAAAACUGUAUCUCUGAAGACUAUAAAUGCAGUUCAGCAAAUGUCUCUAUAUCCAGAACUUAUGGCCAGCGUUUUAUAUCAGGCAACUGGUAGCAGUGAGAUUAUUGAGCCAGUAUAUUUCUAUAUUGGCAUUGUUUUUGGAUUGCAAGGAAUAUAUGUUACUGCUUUAUUUGUUACAAGUUGGCUUAUGAGUGGAACUUGGCUAGCAGGAAUGCUAACAGUUGCAUGGUUCAUUAUUAACAGGGUAGAUACAACAAGAAUUGAACACUCCAUUCCUUUAAGAGAAAACUGGGCACUACCGUAUUUUGCAUGCCAAGUUGCUGCACUUACAGGCUAUUUAAAAAGCAACUUAAAUUCUUAUGGAGAGAGGUUUUGCUACUUGUUGAUGAGUGCUUCAACUUACACCUUUAUGAUGGUGUGGGAGUACAGCCACUAUCUCCUGUUUCUUCAAGCAAUAUCUCUCUUCUUGCUAGAUAGUUUUUCACUGGAGCAGAGUGACAAGGUUCAUGAAGUUUAUAAAAUCUAUAUAUUUUCUCUCUUUCUGGGAUAUUUACUGCAGUUUGAGAAUUCAGCUUUAUUGGUAUCUCCUUUAUUAAGUUUAGUAGUAGCCUUAAUGCUUGCUAAGUGCCUUCAGCUGAAUGUGAAGAAAGGAACUUUUGUGGCUAAAAUAAUGAAAGUGAUUAAUUUUUACUUGGUGUGUACUCUGACAGUGACAUUGAAUAUUAUAAUGAAGAUGUUUGUCCCACACAAAGAAAAUGGACAUAUGCUGAAGUUCCUUGAAGUAAAAUUUGGACUAAAUAUGACUAAGAAUUUUACAAUGAAUUGGCUCCUAUGUCAAGAAUCCCUUCAGGCACCAUCUCAAGAUUUUUUUUUGCGAUUGACACAGUCUUCUUUACUACCUUUCUAUAUUUUAGUGUUAAUUAUUUGUUUUCUUUCUAUGAUUCAAGUUAUUUUUAGGAGAAUUAAUAGUGAAAAACACAUUUCUUUCGGUAGUGAUAAGUCCCUGAAAGAGACUGUCGCGCUUGAAGAUGGACGAAUUGGAGAAAGGCCAGAAAUAAUUUAUCAUGUGAUUCACACUAUUUUACUGGGUUCUCUUGCAAUGAUUAUAGAAGGCUUGAAAUACCUGUGGACUCCUUAUGUGUGCAUGUUAGCAGCGUUUGGUGUAUGUUCUCCUGAACUUUGGAUGACACUUUUCAAGUGGCUUCGAUUACGAACUGUACACCCAGUAUUGUUGGCUCUUAUUUUGAGCAUGGCUGUGCCCACUAUAAUAGGUCUCAGCUUAUGGAAAGAGUUUUUUCCAAGAUUAAUGACAGAACUAAUGGAACUACAAGAAUUUUAUGACCCAGAUACGGUGGAACUUAUGACCUGGAUAAAAAGGCAAGCUCCAGUUGCAGCUGUGUUUGCAGGAAGUCCACAAUUAAUGGGUGUGAUUAAAUUAUGCACCGGAUGGAUGGUGACAAGCUUGCCUCUUUACAAUGAUGAUGAUCUUCUCAAGAGAAAUGAAAACAUCUAUCAAAUCUAUUCAAAGCGAUCUGCUGAGGAUAUUUAUAAAAUACUAACAUCAUACAAGGCUAGUUACCUAAUAGUAGAAGAUGCUAUCUGCAAUGAAGUGGGAACCAUGAGAGGCUGUCGGGUUAAAGAUUUAUUAGACAUUGCGAAUGGCCAUGUGGUUUGUGAAGAAGGUGACAAGUUAACCUACUCAAAACAUGGACGAUUUUGUCAUGAGGUCAAAAUUAACUAUUCUCCCUAUGUGAAUUAUUUCACUAGAGUAUACUGGAACAGAUCCUACUUUGUAUAUAAAAUCAACACUGUGAUAUCCUUUCAGUCUUGAAAAAUAGCAGAGCCUUCAUUUCAAAGACUUAUAUACCACCUGAAGUAAAAUACAAUUUUCUCCUACCUAUGUGGUAUCUUUUGGAAAUCAGAGUGUGGACAUUGAAAUGUUGCUGCUGAUUUUCCCUCCUGCUGUUAACUGGAUCUAGAGUUCUGUGGAGGAAAGAAGAUCAAACAUUACUGUCCUUUGGUAAAAUGUCAGAUCUGCCACUCUGCAGUAUUCCAGCCAGGUGUCUUCCUUAUUGCUAUAAUUUUACCUUCCAAACUGUUGUAAAAUUUUCCUCAUAAAUCUUUCCAUCAUAACAUUAGUCUUGAAUUUGAAUAUGUUCAGGGUCAGAGUAUGUCUCAAACAUAACAUUUAGCAAAUACUUAAUGUGAUAUAAUUACAAAAUAGAAGGAAAGAAUUAUCCUUACCCUCAAGGCAGUUUCUGAAGGUAUUUCAUGAUGUAUAAUAGAGCUGAAGUAAAAAACUAAUUUAAAUGUUCACUGAGAAUUUGUGGCAUUUAAAUUAAAAUGGAAAUUAUAUAAAGGAAAGUGAUUUUUAAGGAUAUACAUUAAGAUAUAUCCAGAUUUUCCAUGGUAUAGCUUUCAUCAUCUGCUGCUUAUAUGUGAGCACUUUCUUAAUAAUAUAUAGUGCUUGAUAUUGCAUUUCACUACAUUAUGACUAUUAAGUGGUUGGUUUUUUCACUUAUGCCCAUAAAUUAGAUACCAACUUAAAUCAUGAUAAAACAGUUAACUCUUGUUACCUAUGUAUUUUUUUAAAACAGACAUUUAAAAGAAUAUUGCUUUAAGUUAAAAAAUAAGGAAAAAAACAAAAGAAUGUUCAAGGGUUUUAAAAAUAUGGAUAUGGAGUAUAUAAUCUAUUCAUGUGUUUUCUAUUGAAGUAUGAAGUAAAAACUUAAAUCUUUAUCAGAAUGAGAACAUGUCCACUAAAGUGAGCAGCAGUUUCUGGAGAUGUGUGUAGAUGCUGUUGAACAUGCCUCUGCAUAGAGAAGCAUUUGUGGUAAAACACAAGUGCUGUUCCUUGUGAAAUGGUGAUACGGUUUUCAGCGUUAAGAACAAAAUGACAAUUAUCAUAAAAUUCACAGCACAGUUCCACAGUCUGUGUUCCUUUUCCUAUUUUUAAUCAUAUUUAAAAGAAAUUCUAAAAUGAUUAAUUUGGCCUUACAAAGAGUUUCAGGAUGGGUGUAUCACUUUAAUAAGACAGGAUGCAGGUUUAGUUUUACCUUAUACACCUGUUAAGUGAACAGAUUUAAAAUAUUUUCACUGGUUAGAGUGCUGCAAAAAUUGCAGUUUCAUCACUCUAAAUUACUAUAUUUAGAAAUGGAAAUAUUUAGAUAUUGGAAAUAUUUAGAUAAUGGAAAGGAGUAUCUUUCCAUUAUCUUUAUGUUCUGUAAUAUAUCUUUUAAAACUACAAGAGCUCAUGCAUUCUUAGACUAACUCAGAUGUUUUGUUCUUUUGGAGCUUAAGAAUUGUUUGAUGGCAGUAUCAUAUGUCUGGUGCAUUAGUUUUAUUGGUUCUCAUGUCAUGCUUUUAUGUAAUGUUUAGCAGCUAUAUUAAGAUAGCUACAGGCAGGCUAUUUCAGCUUCUCUGGACAUCUUAAUAGUCACUAGUAUUUAGCUUCAAGCCUUAUAAAAAUAUUACCAUAGUUACCUAAGAACGCAGUGUACAGAAGUACAUGGUAGUACUUAUGAUUAGAUGCAGCAUGUAAAACAAUGCAAUUGAAAAGAUGGCUUCCAUAUUUUGAAAGAGAGAUAGAACAACCUACUUUCUAUGUAGCAUGAAAUACUUAAUUUAAUUUUUACUGAUUUAUGAUCAAAUAUGCUGAAUUUUGAUUGUUGUGUGUUUUUUAUUUUUGACAUUAGUAAGUUGCUUUUGCUUCUAUCAACUUAUUUCUUAAAUAAAAUAGGUUUGGAGCAGCUUUUAAUUGAAUAUUUUAAAUAAUGAAUUUUUCAUUUAGCAUCAGUUGAAAAGAAAAAUGUGAGCUUUAUUAUAGAAAUAAUAAUACUGGGUAUGGAAGAUAAGCUCAUUUGCUUCUAUUUUAGCUCUAGUUAGAACAGUAGUGCUAGAAAACUUGAGCAUUUAAUUAAUUUCCUUACUUAUUUGUAGAGUAACAAAUGAUUAGAAUUAGAUCUACUGUGAAAGGGGCAAAGUUUAUGGGCUUGGGGUUGAAAGAAUUUCUUAAAGAAAUACAAAACAUACUUUGCCCUUGAUGUUGCAACACCAUGGAAAUAAGUGCCUUAACCUUAUUUCAAAGUUUACUUUUUACUAUUAAAAAAUGACCCAUUUCUUUCAUUUUCAUAAAAAAAUUUUGGUACCUUUUCCCUCAUCAUUAAGCACAGAGAAAGAAUCCUCAGUAUGCUAUUUUCACUGUUAACUUUAAUUCAUUAGUAACCAAAUCUUUGUUAAAGGUAGUGAUGGGAUUUCUAGCCUGCUAAAUUAAUUAAAUAAAUUAAUUAAGCUAAAUAAGCUUCCCAAAUGCCGAACAAUCCAACAGAUAAAACUUACUUGAUAAGAUGUAUGAUAUUGACUAUGCUGGUGUAUAUGUUUUCUGACUUUGGCAUCUGUGUUAGACUGGUAGAGUUUUACAACCUAGGGAGUAUGCAUUGCACUUAUAAAUUUUUUUCUUCAUUACUUUCUGAGUAUAUAAACAGCAUGUUUUUGGGGACAUUAACUCAAAUUGCUAAAAAGCAUAAUAUGACACUCUUCCAUACAGUCUAGAUUGACUAAAGGAAAAAUAGAAAUGGAGGUCAAAGUCUGUUACAAGUUGGGGCUGAAAAAUAUGCUUUAAAAGAUAGGCUAUUAAUUUAUUGAACAGCAAAUAGCCAUCUUAUUAAACUUUGUCAUUUUGGGGAAAUCAGUUGCUUUUUGCCUUUUUCUAUUUUUGAGCUGUUAAAACAUUUUGAUGCCUUUUAGGGGUAAAAGUAGUGUCUCUGUAAAAUUAUUGGGUUUUUAAAAGUUGUAGGUUAAUCAGUUUUAUUUGUAAAUUUACUUAAGUGUAUGAAUGUUUAAAGGGCAUUUAAAUGAACUAUUCUGUGCAUUUAAGAACCUAUUGUAAAGCAAAAUGACUACUGCAUCUCAAUCUAUUUUCUCAUUUGUCCCAGUUUUUAAAAUAUACUUUCUCUAUUAUUACUGUUUGCUGAUAGUUUUAGAUCCCAAUAUAUAUUAAAAUUAGAGCCCUGAAAAGUUGCAAUUAAAAUUGAACAAUUUCUUAUUGAAAUAAUAGCUCAUUAUUUAGUUUUUGAAUGUAUAAAAUUAAUAAUUUAAAUAAAAUUAAAUGUGAAAAUUGCAAAGAAAUAUAUUUGAUUCAACUAUUUUCCAUCCGUUAAGAUUUCUAAACAAUAUAUUUGUUUACCAUAAUUUUAAAAAAGGACACUUUUGAACCAGAUUUGCUGAAUUUAGAAUAAAGGACUUCCUGAGUCA